AUGCCUCCGCAGCAAGAAAGAUGGAUGGUCUGGAACGACAGCCCGCACCACUACUGCCACGACCGAUCUCUCUUCUUCAACCUCGACGAAAACCCGUCCGCCGAUCGUACCAAGGACUUCAUGGUGCUGGGGAAGGGCGAUGUCGUGAUCCCCAUCAUAGGAAGCGAGAGACUCACGGCCAUUCGCCUCCGAGACGUUUUUUACUACAAGACCGACAAGCCGAGCAACAUCAUCAAUCUCAAACUCUUGCAAUGUGACUAUCCCAAGCUGGUCCUGAGUCAGACAAUAAAGAUUGGGAAAUACGGCACUGCGAUCGAGCAUGCCGACGACACUGGGAAGGCGCUGCUUAUUGUGGACGAGUACGAUCGUGAGGGUUAG
Molecule: messenger RNA, 378 nt
Organism: Fonsecaea multimorphosa CBS 102226
Lineage: Eukaryota; Fungi; Ascomycota; Eurotiomycetes; Chaetothyriales; Herpotrichiellaceae
Exons: 1
Coding region: 1-378 (125 amino acids)
Source: RefSeq, a predicted model, not a curated record